AGUUUCAUGAAAUCACUUACAAUAAACGAUGUUAAUGUGGUGGCUGCUCUAUUCUAGCAACCGAAACUAAUUGCCACAUCUUCAUAGAAUUAGAUAUCAGAGAUAAUCUUCAUUCUGAUUCAAAGUCUUGUAAACUGGAAGAAUUACCACCAAUGCUGGCAAAACAAUAUAGGUAUAAUUGUUUUACAUUAUUUUGUUUUAAAUUACAUUCAUAUUUUUGAGAACAAUAUGCGUUAUUUCAUUGUUUCAGGCUGGUAGGUGUUGUUGUAGGAUAUCCAAGUCAUUUUGUUGCCUAUUGCAGACGACUUUUAGGAUUAUGGGAACAGUAUAAUGAUUUAAGCACUAAAGUGAAGUCUUAUACACUAAAGGAAACAAUUUCUCCUAUCGCCGCAAUUUAUAUAAUUCAUAAAGGUAAUUAAAUGUGCUUUAUAGACACAAUUACAUGUAAUGCUGAUGAUAGAAUUUUAAUAGUGAUUAAUUCAAUUUUGUAGAAACACAAAAAACAUAGCUACAGAGACUAUGGAUUCAGAUAAUUUAGAAAUUGCCAAGUUGCAAGAGCAAUUGAGUUUUACAACUUAAAAAUAAUGUUUUAAUGUUAAGAGAAAGUUUAAAAGAACUUGAAAACAAGGUGUCUCACAUUACGCAAAACACGUCACAACUGAAAUCACCUAAUGUUGGUCGUUGUCGUUAUAAAGGAAAUUGUGCAUCAAGGAUAUGCGGGUGUGUGAAGAAGGAGAAUAUAUGCAAUUCAUCAUGCAAAUGUGAUAACACAAUGUGUCAAAAUCAGGAAAUGAAACACAGUGAGAUAAAUAAGGAAAAUGUCGACAAAAAUGAUAGGGCAAUAUUUGAUCCAAUGAAACCAAAAUACCAAUUGUCACGAACACCUCCAAACAAAAAAGUUGCAAAUGAGAUAAUGAAGGAUGAUAAUUUGCAGGAUUUGGAUGAUCUGCAGGAUGCAAUUAAAUCUCAAUCUCAAAGGGGACCUUACGGCUACCGGUUGGUGUUUACAAGUCGAGUUUAUUGUGAGUCGACCCUGGUCGAUCCGCAUUCUCUCGCAUCUGGUCGUGAAAAGGCAGCCUCACAAAAAGUGGUUCAAGAAGAGGCUGUUGACUGGGAACAACAUACUGCGCAACUAAUACGUUGCAAAAAAUGCAAAAGAACUUUCAUACAAGAUCGAAUCCAGAAACACGAAACUUGUAAAAAGAUCUAAUACUGGAAAAAAAUACAUU
Messenger RNA from Ooceraea biroi (clonal raider ant), 1229 nucleotides. Its product is annotated as chromosome-associated kinesin KIF4B-like. The record is from RefSeq and is a predicted model, not a curated record. NCBI's taxonomy places the organism in Eukaryota, Metazoa, Arthropoda, Insecta, Hymenoptera, Formicidae.